Harmonia axyridis is the source of this 2364-nucleotide messenger RNA. Its product is annotated as TAR DNA-binding protein 43-like. Gene Ontology annotation, cellular component: nucleoplasm. The record is from RefSeq and is a predicted model, not a curated record. NCBI's taxonomy places the organism in Eukaryota, Metazoa, Arthropoda, Insecta, Coleoptera, Coccinellidae. The coding region runs from base 107 to 1489 and encodes 460 amino acids. Gene Ontology annotation, molecular function: RNA binding. The transcript is spliced from 8 exons. Gene Ontology annotation, biological process: regulation of gene expression.
GAGUUUUGAGUUGACGUUUCUUUUGACGUUUUGAAGAUAUUUAAGGAAAUAUAGGUUUUCUUGUGAAAGGAGUUGAAUAUUUUUCUGGGACUUGUGUAAAAUAAGAAUGUCCGUAGAUUACUUACAAGUAGCUGAAGAUGAAGGGGAAGAACCGAUAGAGUUACCAUUGGAAGAUGAUGGAACCCUCCUUCUUAGUACCUUAUCAGCGCAGUUUCCCGGUUCCUCUGGUUUAAAAUUUCGAAACCCUGACACCAAAGCAAUUCGCGGAGUAAGAUUAAGUGAAGGUCGCUUGCAUCCCCCACAUGAAGAUGGUUGGGGCACUCAAAUUUUCUACUGUGUUUUUCCAAAAGAAAAUAAAAGAAAAUCUGAUGAUAACUUAGAAAACUCAACUGCUAAGACCAAAAGAAUGGAAACAAAACUGAGAUGUACAGACUUGAUCGUUUUGGGAUUGCCUUGGAAGACAACUGAACAAAAUCUUAGAGAAUAUUUUGAAACAUUUGGUGAAGUUUUAAUGGCUCAGGUAAAAAAGGAUACAAAAACUGGACAGUCAAAAGGUUUUGGAUUUAUUAGGUUUGGCUCUUAUGAGUCUCAAAUGAGAGUAUUAGCACAGAGACACAUGAUUGAUGGUAGAUGGUGUGAUGUUAAAGUUCCCAAUUCAAAGGAAGGAUUGAUUCAGCAAGUGCCCUGCAAGGUCUUUGUUGGAAGAUGUACAGAAGAUAUGACCUCUGAUGACUUGAAAGAAUAUUUCAGUAAAUUUGGUGAAGUCACAGAUGUAUUUAUACCAAGACCAUUCAGGGCAUUUAGUUUUGUUACAUUUUUGGACCCAGAAGUUGCACAGAGUCUUUGUGGGGAAGACCAUAUUAUCAAAGGAGUAUCAGUUCAUGUAUCAAAUGCUGCACCAAAAUCUGAAAAUAGGCCAUCAGGUUAUGGAACUAAUGGACCUAGGGGAGUACCUCAUGGAAAUAAUAGAGAUAUGCGGGGCCCAGAGGGACCUAAUAUGUAUCAGCAGAAUAGAUAUAACAAUCCAAAUGCUGGUCCAAAUCAAGGCAAUUGGGGCAACCAGGGUGGUGGUCCAAGGACAAAUAUUGAUAUGCCAAAUCUACAAGCAUUAGGAAUCAAUGGACAAGGUCAGGGAAGCAAUUCUCAAAACGUAAAUCCACUUGGUUUAGGUUUGAAUUUGGGUUUGCCUAUGAAUCCUGCUCUUGUUGCAGCUGCCUUGAAUCAAGCAGGCUGGGGACUUAUAGGUAAUCUACAAAAUCAAGAGCCUAAUUUCAAUCAAGGUUUCAACAGUGGACCAAAUAAUUCGAGUGGGGGCAAUCAAGGAGGUAAUCCGAAUCAAGGUCCUAAUAAUCAGAAUCCAGGUUUUCUGAAUUGGAUGAGCCAAGGACCCGGAGGUCAACAGAAUCAGGAUGGUCCUCAGUGGUCGAGGAAUUCAAAUCAGCCUCCGUCUGACAAGGCAUUCCUCAAGUACGAGAGACGCAACUGGUGACUGAUGCAACAGCUGUUAGUAUUUCAUUCUGACGAAAUUUUCCCUGGCUACACUUUGUAGACCCACCCAGUUUGGAAUUUGUUGAAAUUAAAUACUUUUUGUUUUUAAAAACUAAGAUUAGCCGCAGUACCUCUUUAAGAUCCUAGAAACCAGUAAUGGUAAUGUUGAAUUUUGAUUAAAUCUCGUUUUGGAGAUUCGAAACAGGGUAUUUAUAAUUGAAAGUGGAUUGCUUCAGGAACUGUAGAAUUAUUUUCUCAACUAUAAGUUUGAAUAACCUUGACAAUGAAACACAUUUUUUUUAAUUCUUUUCAUCCAGGAUUAGAAAUCAUAUGAACCAAAAAAUCGUGAUUUUUCUUUAUAGAUAUACUGUUUCUAUUCCUGAAUAAUUUUUUAAAUCAUUUUUAAAGAAGUUCAAUUCAGUUCUUGAUGAAUUAGAUUCAUUUAUAGAGGAAGGAAAAUGUUUCAUUUCAGUUCCUAAAGUUCCUGCAAUACUUGAAUACCUUGUAACUGACAGAUUUUUUUCUGGUGAAUAUAAUGCUAAUCUCAACAUUUGAGAAAAUGAACUUGUUUCACCUUUUAGAAGUGGAAUUGUCAGGAGAGAGUGAUGAUGUAAAUUCACUGGUAUAAAUGAUGGUGGUAAUUGUUCUAUGGAUCUUGUCUUCAUGUGGAAAGAGAGUUGUUAUUUUUAAUUAUAGUGUGUACUGGCAAGCGGACUCAAUAGAGAAUUAUGUGUAAGCACAUAUUCAUAUUAUAAUGAAAAGUUGAACUUAAUGUGUUAGAGCUUUUGUGAAAAUGAUUUUGAAAUAAAUCUGAUCAAAUGUAAUUGAUAUAUGGUAUGUGAAUUGUAUGAGAGGUAAUAUAAUGUGUGUUGUGAA